This is a messenger RNA of Moneuplotes crassus, 675 nucleotides long. The record is from the annotation of a GenBank genome assembly. NCBI's taxonomy places the organism in Eukaryota, Ciliophora, Spirotrichea, Euplotida, Euplotidae.
UUUGAAUAAAAUAAUUAGAAAUGCUUUCUCAGCCUAAGAAGUUAGGGAGCGAGCUUCUUUUCCUGUCUAUUUCAAGUGGAGACAUUCAUAAUGUUAUCAAUUUAAUAGAGGAAGAUGAAGUUGAUGUGAACUGUCCAAAUAUUAAUGGCCAGACACCUCUCCAUUUUGCAGUAAAGGCCCAAAGCUUUAAAAUGGUUGAGCUACUCCUUCAUUUCAAAGCAGAGCCUAACUUAAAGGAUAAUUAUGAAGUGGGGAUGAAUACCCCUCUUCAUCUGGCUGCUGAGCUUAACUUAAUAGACAUUCUACAACUCCUACAUGAGAAUGGAGGGGAUCCUACCGAGCAGAACAAAUGAGGAUUUACAUGUCUACACAUUGCUGCAAGGCAUGGGUACCUCAAUAUGGUAAAGUAUCUUACUUUAGACCCUGGAAUUGACAAGGACCUUCGUGAUACUUAUGGCUUCAAUGCUGCCUAUUGGGCUAAAGAGUAUAACUACCUCGAUUGCCUCAACCUUCUUGGAGAUCCCAUUAAGAUAUCAAAGGAAGAAUUUACUGAAUAUAUGGAACAAGUCUGGGCUGAUGCAGGAGUUGACCCUGGCAAGAAGAAAGGCAAAAAGAAGGGAAAGAAAGGAAAAAAGAAGAAGUAAUCUGCUUAUUGCUUUAAGUUCUCUUAUUCCA